AUGAGAGGAGAGAGUAAGAAAGCGGAGAGGGGGAGGAAAGGAGAAGAGAGGAUAGGUAGAAGACAGGAAAGAGAGGGAAGAGAAGAUAAAGAGAAACGAAGAGGGGAAAAGAGGAGAAGAAAGUGGGGAGAGGAGAGGAGAGAGGUGAGAAAAGAAGGAGAGGAGGAAGCAGAGAGGAGAAAAAGGAGGGAGGAGAGAGGGAGGAGGAGAGAAAAGAGAGAGGAGGGAGAACGAGAGCAGGAGGAGAGUAGAAAAGGAAAAGAGAAAAAGAGAGGGGAAGAGGAGAGAGAGAGGGAGAGAGAGGAAAGGGGGGGGUGGGAGAGGGAGGAGAGGGGAGGGGAAGAGGGGAAGAGGAGGGAGAAGAAGGAGAAGAGAAGAGGAGAGAGAGGAGAGUGGAAGGUGAGAAGAGGAGGAAGAGAGGGAGGGAGGGAGGGAGGAGAGAGAGAUAAGGAGAAGAAGCAAGGUGAAAGAGGGAGAGGAGAGAGAGAGAGGAGGAAACGGAAAGGGAAGGGAGAAGAGGAGAGAGAGAGGAAAGAGAGAGGUAAGGGGGAGGGAGAAGAGAUAGAAAGAGAAAGAAGAGAUAGAAGAGAGGAGAUAAGAGAGGAGGAAGAG
Vigna umbellata (rice bean) is the source of this 612-nucleotide messenger RNA. NCBI's taxonomy places the organism in Eukaryota, Viridiplantae, Streptophyta, Magnoliopsida, Fabales, Fabaceae. The record is from RefSeq and is a predicted model, not a curated record.